AUAUAGCCUGCAAGAAUGGCUGAGGCGGAAAUUUGUGUGUGCACCGAGUGUGAACGAAAUAUGAGAUUGUGCGGGUGUUCAAGCAUAGAGAGCGCGUGAGUGUAUCACGUUUUGCACUGGGAAACGUGCGCAAUCGAUGCACGCCCGUCGAUGAUGUGCGGAUGAGCGUCGCGUUUUCGUUUUCCGCGUGCCGCAGUCUGCGAACGUUCGCCGCCGCGUUGACCACGCGAGAUUUCCAUCAAAAUAUAAAAUCAAAAACAAAAAUUACGUAAACUCCCCAAAGAAUAUUAUAUAACCCACAAAGUAAUUUGAUUAAAGUGCGCACUUUAAAUUACACAACCUUAAAAAUGACUAAUAUAAGAUUUCCCCGCGGAAGAUAAAAUAAGUUAAUCAGAAUUUUGAUUGCGUGCGCGCGUGUAUCUUCCACAUUUCAUCCCCUGCCGACUACCUGUAGCCACCCCCAAACCAUGCCCGUGAUAUAUAAACCCGUGCGGUGCAUUGCUUCACGUCAUUCAUGUCAACCACAGCGUCAUGCGGUGGAGUUUUCAAAAACUUCAAAAUAAAAUCAAGCCACUUGCGGAAAAUGUGACUCAACAGUUCGCGGGUGUAAAUGUUGUGUGUUGGUAGAGGAUGUCGAGGAUAAUAGUAAUGUUAGUGAUGGUUAUGGGGUUGUGGUGUGUGGUGAAAGCGGUGGAAUCGAAUGACACGUGGACUUUAUUGGAGCGUGGUGCGGGUAACGUCAGUGAAGAGGUGCAAGAGUAUAAUUUACCCGAAUUGAUCAAACGCUUUGAGAUGCUGUAUCCGAUUGAGGAGUGGAUGGCAGCCGGAUAUUUCACCAGAGAUUAUCUGACGAUCGUCAAUCCGCAUUGGUUGCGUUUUGCGCCGAGACCGAAAUGGCAGCAUUAUGCGUUGGCGAUCAGUUAUAUGGUUAUUAUGUUUGUGGGAGUUACUGGGAACUUUCUUGUUAUUUAUUUAUUUGCAAGAUGUAAAGCACUGCGCACACCUGCCAACAUUCUCGUCAUCAGUCUCGCCUGCAGCGACCUGCUGAUGAUGCUCAAGAUGCCCAUCUUCAUCUACAACAGCCUCCACCUAGGUCCAGCCCUAGGCGACAAAGCGUGUCGUUUGUAUGGUUUUGUCGGUGGUCUCAGCGGCACGUGUUCAAUCUGUACAAUCACCGCCAUCUCUCUGGACCGUUUCUACGUAGUCAAAUAUCCGCUUAAGAAUCGUUUCUCUUCACAACGAGCGAAACUCUGCGUAUCUUUCUCCUGGUUAUACGCUGGGUCAUUUUCUAUCAUCCCACUGCUUGAUAUUGGAUACGGACGUUAUGUACCUGAAGGAUUCCUCACUUCCUGCAGUUUUGAUUAUCUUACUGAUAAUAAUUCCGCGAAGUCUUUUAUUUGGGUUUUUAGCUUUGGAGCUUUCGUCCUGCCGAUUACACUGAUAACAUUUUUUUAUUCUUCUAUUCUACGUGUAGUGGUUCAGAAGAAACCUGUUCCCGGCAAGCAGCGUUUGACAGGACGUGAAUCACAACGACAUAUGAAAGUCGAAGAUAAGAGGAAACAAGAACUGCGUGUUACAGCGGUGGUUUUCAGUGUGAUUGUUGUGUGGUUUCUAGCGUGGACACCUUAUGCAAUAAUAGCACUUUUGGGUAUCUGUGGACAAAAUGAUAUCAUCUAUCCGUUGAGUUCAAUGAUACCUGCGUUGUUUUGUAAAUCCGCUGCGUGUUGUGAUCCGUUUAUUUACGCCCUGACUCAUCCGAAGUUCAAAAGUGAACUUGAGAAACUUUGUUGUCGGAAAGCAAGAGUUCGCAGGACAUUCACCGCACGUAGUACUUAUACAAGUACACAUGGUGAUGUUUCACAUGUGGAGUCUAGUAUAAUGGCGGAUGAUGGUCCCAAUAAUGUCACAGGUACCAAAACGAAGUAUUGGUGGAAUAAACCGGGGUUUAAUGUGCAUUCAAGCAGUUUAAAGACACUUUCCAGGGGAUUCAGUCAGCGGAGGAGGUCGAGUUCUUCUACAAUUCAAAAAGCGCAACUGUGUGAAGAUGGCGUUGAAGUGUUUGUGUUGAAUAACCUAAAAGAACGCGAGGAGUAUAUGUAGGCGAUGUUGACUAUACCAGCUUGUUGGUAAAUCAUUUGAGUGGAUAACACGAGGACUUUAAUGUGAUUUGAUGUGAUGUUUAAACAUAUACAGGGAGAUGGGCUGAGAAAUGAUAUUUAUGGCAACGAAUAUGUGUUGUAGAUCAUUGUUGUCCUUAAAUGUAUUUUUGUACGCUGUGUGAAGUAGUGUA
This is a messenger RNA of Dalotia coriaria, 2290 nucleotides long. Its product is annotated as opsin, blue-sensitive-like. Gene Ontology annotation, molecular function: G protein-coupled photoreceptor activity. Lineage: Eukaryota; Metazoa; Arthropoda; Insecta; Coleoptera; Staphylinidae. Gene Ontology annotation, cellular component: plasma membrane. The record is from RefSeq and is a predicted model, not a curated record. Gene Ontology annotation, biological process: visual perception; phototransduction; G protein-coupled receptor signaling pathway. Bases 631 to 2100 code for a protein of 489 amino acids. The transcript is spliced from 3 exons.